Molecule: messenger RNA, 3195 nt
Organism: Eufriesea mexicana
Lineage: Eukaryota; Metazoa; Arthropoda; Insecta; Hymenoptera; Apidae
Gene: Lap1
Product: leucine rich repeat containing protein 7 lap1
Exons: 10
Coding region: 1-3126 (1041 amino acids)
Biological process (GO): receptor clustering; cell-cell adhesion; embryo development
Cellular component (GO): postsynaptic membrane; basolateral plasma membrane; adherens junction
Molecular function (GO): protein kinase binding
Source: RefSeq, a predicted model, not a curated record
AUGGGUAGUGCUUGGUGGCAGUGCGCUGCAUGUUUAAGAACACAAGAAGAAGAUAUAUGUGAAUUGCACUUGAAUAAUUGUAAUCUUUAUGAUGUACCACCUGACGUGUUCAUUUAUGAGAGAACAUUGGAAAAACUCUAUCUUGAUGCUAAUAGAAUAAAGGAUCUUCCAAGGCCACUGUUUCAGUGCCAUGAAUUACGAGUACUUUCUCUCAGUGAUAAUGAAGUCACCACGUUACCACCCGCCAUAGCAUCACUAAUUAACUUGGAAUAUUUAGACCUCAGUAAAAAUAGUAUUAAAGAACUACCAGACAGUAUAAAAGAAUGUAAAAAUCUUCGUUCUAUAGAUAUCAGUGUUAACCCAUUUGAACGUUUCCCAGAUGCUAUUACACAUAUUGUUGGUCUAAGAGAAUUGUAUAUAAAUGAUGCAUACAUAGAAUAUCUACCAGCAAAUUUUGGAAGACUUUCAGCUUUGAGAACAUUAGAACUUAGGGAAAAUAACUUGAUGACAUUACCAAAGAGUAUGAGCCGUUUAAUAAAUUUGCAAAGACUUGAUAUUGGUAAUAAUGAUUUCACAGAAUUGCCUGAAGUUGUUGGGGAUCUUAUCAAUCUCACUGAAUUAUGGAUAGAUGGUAAUGAUAUUAGACGCAUACCAUUCAACAUUAAUCAACUAUACCGUUUAAAUCAUUUUGAUUGUACAAUGAAUGCAAUUCAUAUUAUUCCAUCAGAGGUAGAAGGGUGGAGAGACAUUUCAAUUAUGCAUCUUUCAUCAAAUGAAAUCUAUCAGUUACCAGAUUCUUUGUGCUAUCUACGUACAAUUGUGACUCUUAAAGUUGAUGACAAUCAAUUAAACGCACUGCCAAAUGACAUUGGACAGAUGUCAAGCUUAGAGGAGCUUAUAGUUACUAAGAACUUUCUUGAAUAUUUGCCAUCAUCAAUAGGACUUCUGCGAAAAUUACAUUGUUUAAAUGUAGACAAUAAUUACUUGAGAUGCCUUCCACCAGAGAUUGGAAGUUGCACUGCAUUAUCAUUGCUAUCAUUAAGAUCAAAUAAUUUAGCUCGAGUCCCACCUGAAUUGGGACAUCUAUCCUCUUUAAAAGUACUAAAUCUUGUAAACAAUUGUAUCAAAUUUUUGCCUGUUUCUAUGUUGAACUUGAGUAAUUUGAAAGCAUUAUGGCUGAGCGACAAUCAAAGUCAACCAUUAGUGCCAUUACAACAGGAAUUUAAUUGUGAAGAAGAUAUGAUGGUGUUAAGUUGCUUCAUGCUCCCACAAAAACCACGGCAAGAACUUGAGCAAAUAACGCCGGCUGUAGGAUUAAUUUCGAGUUCGAUCGUUGGUACUGGAAAAAGAAUAUGUUUUGCUGCUGAAGUAGAAUCUGAAAUCCCUAGACAACUUCAUCGAGCACCGACUCCUUAUCCUAAAGAGCUGCGCAACCUUGCUAGGCAUGCCCGUAAUUUACAUCAUCAAUCAGCACAUGAUCAAAGAAUGCAUUUAGAACAGGAGACUAUGAUCAAAGAAGCUAUUAUUGCUACAACUACUCUGGACUUCACCUCAAAAUCUGGGACUUGUUUUUCACAAAGUUUAUUUAAUAAGGGUUCACAUUCAUCAUUAUCGCCAACCGAACGUCAUACAGCAAAGGGAUGCAAGAACAAUAGUCCUACGGAUGUUGGAACAGAACAAUCUGUUUCGGAAGAAUCUUCUGAUGAAGCGAACAAGACUGUACUUGCAAAAGAAAAAAGUCCGGAUAUCCGAGAAGCAAAAUAUAUUCGUAAUCCUACGUCUGAGUAUCUUUCCAAGCCUCCAACAGUAGCAGAUUAUGUAAAUUCUACUUGGAAACCAGAUGAAUACUCGAAAGCAAACACAGCAAAAAUUGUUGAAUCAGAGAAAUUUAUAGAGCCUUAUAAGAAUAUGCCUGUUGCCACAAGUAAUAAGAAUACUGAUCAUGUUCAAUUGCCGAAAGUAAAUGAAGUUCCACCUGUCCCACCGCCAUAUCACAUUGCUGCUGCAUUUUCAAAAAAAGCAGCACUUUUUCAACAGUUAAAUCAAUCAGUUCAAUCAGAUUCGUCAACAAUCUCUCCUCCACAAACUGAUUUUAAUAUGUCGAAUUCAAAGACAUCGCAGGAAACGCAAAUACAAAAUUUUGAUGGAGAACCAUUUAAAGUUGAAGAACGUUUAUACAAUGAUAAAUUUCCAUUGAAUAAUACAGAUGCAACAAACGCUUCAAAUAACAAUGAAAAUGUAAAUUCUUUUACUGGUACCGAUCAGUCACAUGCGUUAUCAGAAUCAAUUGACCCAGAGCAAUCCUCAGAAGGAGAUCGAUCAUUAAAGCCAAGUAGAAUUCCCAUUUUAAAGACAAAACAUCUAGAAAGCACAAAUUCUAUUUCAAGCAGUGAUUUAUCGAAUAAAUGUACAAACUCUUCUGUUGAAGACUGUGAAACUUUAAAAUUGUUAAAUGCAUCGUGUAUACCAACAUCUCCGAUAACCGGAAAAAAAUAUCGGAGUCCACUCUCUACGCAAUCCAAAGUUUCAGAUCGAUCAAAAAAAGCAGUAAAUGGAACUAUCUCGAAUAACAAUAUUUCCUGUGAUAAUUUAUCCACGAAUGUGAUAAAUUCAAAUCUGGUUGCAAAUUCAAACGCAGAAGGAAUUUCGAAAACUUUAUCUACCGAACCAUCGUCGAAUAUGAACAGUUCUAUCAACAUGAAAAAUGAAGCUAAUUCUGGUCGAAGUACCCCAAUCUUAGUAAAUAAUAAAUCUCCAAAUGAGGUGACGAAUCCUAACGUUGAUAAGUACAAAGUUGCUGGACCAAAUGAGUUAUUAAAUCCAGAGAGGAAACCCAGAUUUAAAUGGAUGUUCGGGCCGCACAAAAACGCUAAUGUGUUGCCUGUUCAAGUGAAAAAAAAUCCGGGUCUCGGUUUCAGUAUAGCUGGUGGAGUGGCAGGCGCCGAAACUGGAAUCAUUGUGACUAAGGUAAAUCCAGAUGGUCCAGCACAAGGUACACUCCGACCAGGAGAUAAGAUUUUAGAAGUUGAUGGUAUAGACUUCACUAAAUCUGAUCACAAUAAUGCUGUGGCUGUCCUUCGAGCGACCGGACCAGUAGUAUCCAUGAUGAUUAGCCGUCAUCAAUGACACCCAAUUAAAAGAAAUGGUUUUUCUUUUCUUUGUAACUAGUGAUCGGUUUAUGUACAUCCGACUGCA